AGUAACAGCUUUAACGAUAUAAAACACAAUGCAAUUAAUUAUGCUGUAAAAUAAACGAUAUCAUUUUACCGUCUUCUGUUUGACAGUUUGCGCGUGAACGUGUGAUACCAAAAGAAUGGAGUCUCUUUUAGAUGGAGUUUAAAUGAUAUUCAGAUGUCAUCGGGUCGUUUGCUGAUGUAAUUUAUAUGAGACAAUUUUCACCUCACCAAUGGCAACAGACGACAAAGCAAGUGUGCCAUUGCUACAAAGAAAGAAUUUCCGAAAGAACGAAGAUUCAAGUAAACAACACGAAUACGGGUCAUUUGAAGACUUUGUUGGUGCAAAUAAAGCAUGGUGCAAGCUUGGAAAAGUUGGUAGCGUUAAGGACAUAAUUGAACACUGGGGCUUAGGCGAGACCAGACUUUUAAUUUCGUAUACAGGAAGUGGUUUCGACGAUGUGGAUGAUUACAAUCGUACUGUGAAACCGGCUUUGGUUAAAAUCAUUAGAUCUUCAGCAGCAUGGGUUCUCACAAACGCUACUGGAUUAGCAUCAGACUUAUUACACGCUGCGGUCCAUGACAUUGAAGCAGCUUCGGAUUAUUUGCCUAUUGCAAUAGGAAUCUUUUCUUUAUCACAGAAAGAAGCGAUAGAGACGAACUGUAAGCUUAAAAGCUGCUGUGACAAUCACCAAUCGUAUGCAUAUUUGUCGCACUUCAUAUUUUACGACGAUGAAACAGACUCUGGCAAAAUACAUGUUGAGAUCGCCGAACAAAUAAGUAAGAACUUCAAGGCGCCUGUAGUGGCACUCGUCAAUGUAACGAUUAAAAAUCACGUUAAAUUCAUUCAAAUGUCAAUUGACAGCAAGCAUCCGGUAAUGACCAUCACUCGGAAUAAAGAUCCAUAUGAGGCGAAAUUCCAUUUUGAAACAAACGCAGACUUAAUUGGAAACGAGACCCUCAAAACAACACAAGAACCAGAGCAGCUGUAUGAUGCAAUAAUUAAAGCAAUUUUAAGAGGAAAAGAUGAACAUGUUGAUUAUCUUAAAAUUGCCGUUGUACUAAAUGCCUCCGAAUCAACAGUUUCUUCAAUGAUUUCAAGCAGCUCAAAAUGGAAGUCCGAGGAAGAGAUAAGUUAUAGACAGAAGAUGUUGUCAUCCGCAUUGGCAUUUGAUUAUGGCGAAACCGCGUUGAUUCUUUUGAGAUCGCUCAACGAAAUUGAUUUAAGAGCUUUAGAAUUUGGGCAAAAGUCCAACAAAUCGAUGUCUCGUGUUGAAAAGUACAUACAGGCCACAGUCGGUGUCAAUAUGAAACUACCCAAAGGAAAAUCAGAUGCUAACGAUUGUGCUUUCGUGUGGGUGUUUAUUUGGGCGAUUUGCAACGAAAAGUUUAAUGUGGCGAACGCUCUGUGGACUUUAGUUGAUUCGAAAAUGGCAGCGGCUUUGUUAGCUUCCCGAUGCCUUUCUUCGAUGCGAAAGAAAAACGUAGACGGAAAUCAACGAGACAAAUUGAAUCAAAAUUGGUCGCUGUACACAGAAAGAACAAACGAAGUCUUGGACAACUGUUACAGCGCAAAGAGAAACCAAACUAAAGUAAUGCUCGUCAAAUCCAGGGAAACAUUUGGGGGUUUGUCUGCAUUGAUAAUCGGAAAAACAAACAAGAAGUUUAUUGAACAUAGAUCAUGUCAAGCAAAAAUAAAUGACAUAUGGAUGGGAUCGUUGAAAUCCGACCAAAACGCAAACCAGAGUUGGAAGAUCGCAAUAUGCCUUGCACUUCCGAUACUAUCUUCCAUUCUGCUUCAGUUCAAAGAAGACCAAGAUCAAAACAAGUGCUGCUUCGUGCUCCCCACUUUCACACUCGGUGGUAAAAUGUGUCUAUUCAUGAACAGUCCGAUCGUCAAGUUUAUGUAUCGCACCGUAUCCUAUGUGGUUUUUCUUAUGUUUCUAUCGCACGAAAUCAUGUUCAAAGUCUACGAAUACCCAACCGUAAUUGAGUACAUACUAAUGGCGUGGGUCUUAGCGUUUCUUACUGAAGAAAUUAAGCAGUUUAUUGAAGAAGACUCCUAUUUCCGAGACGCAUGGAACUGGUUGGAUCUGACUGCAAUAGCCUUAUUUUUGAGCGGCAUAUGCCUUCGAUUUUUAACAUGCUGUCUUGACGUUGGAAGGGUGUUGCUGGCAAUGUCAUUCAUGUUCUUUUCUCUGAGACUUUUGCAUGCUUUCUCGUCGCUGAAAGUUAUCGGGCCCCUUUUGGUUAUGAUUGGAAGGAUGCUCAAAGACUUGGUGAAGUUCUUACUGAUACUGGCCGUGGUUUAUAUUUCAUUUGCCGUCACGAUACAAGCGAUCCUGUACCCCAUGUCUUCAUUUGACUUUCAAACUAUGCACGGCGUAUUAAAGCGGCCAUACUGGAAUAUUUUUGGAGAAUUAGAAGACACGCUAAACGAAUUCAAAGGAGAAAAUUGCGACGAAAAAUCUACGAACAAUAGCAGUGAUUCGAAGCUACAAAGGUGUCCUACCACUCUUGGAACCUACAUAGCACCCGUAAUGUUUGCCAUAUAUAUGAUGAUUGUCCAGAUCCUAUUGUUGAACCUCCUCAUCGCCAUGUUCAGCUAUUCCUUUACGAAAAUCCACAACGACACGGAUAGGCACUGGUGCUACCUGAGGUUUAGAUUGAUACACGCGUAUUACCACUUGCCUAGCCUACCACCUCCGUUCUCCGUGUUUUACAACGUCUACGCCAUUGUGAAGCUUGUUUUCCGGCGUUGCAAACCCGAUGCCUCAAUCGGAACGAAUGCUUUCUGCGUGAAGCUGAACAAACGCGAAAACGAAAAGUUACAACGAUGGGAGACCAUUCAUUCUUACGAAGAAACACCGUGGAAUCCCAAAACUGAGUUACACGAAGAACCAACAGUUCCAAGCACAGGAUCGAAAACUAAUCAAUUUGAUACCGGUGGUAGGAAAGUGUUUUCUAAACACUUCAAAAGCAAAAUUCUGCGUAAUCAAAUUGCAAGUCUUUACGCGAUUCAUGAUGAUGAAGUGUGAAGAUUAAUUGGAAAACUGAAUAUAUAAACACUUGGUAAUUGGCACACAAAGAUAUGUUAGUUUAAACAUAUUUAUUUUAGCUUGAUUGCAUCAAACGCCUUAGGCUUAUUUAAAACUCUAUCGAAUCCGUUUCCUGGGACUUGAACCAGUACUUGAUGUCUAAAGAAUGCUCCCACAUUGGGGAUCGAAUCAUGGACCUCCCGGUCGCCUUGCGGACACCACAUCUACUACACCACGCAAAGGAUAUGUUUAUUCAGCUGGGCGUAGAAAGCCUAACAAACGAGCGUUUUUAGAGCACAUUAACACAUUUGAUAGAAGUAUUCAGUGAGUAAAUGCAUGUAUAAGGAAUUAUUUAGUAAACAUGAACUCGAGUGGAUGCAUCAUAUAAAAUACUGACAUCAUAAAUAUAGAGUUGCAGACAUUAAAAUGGUUGUUUCACCCAUUUUUAUAAACAGACUGCUACAUUAAUAUAUAAAAUUCAUGCCUUCUAUUUGUAUGAAUUAGUGUUUACCGUAUAAAAACUCUCCCAAUUACCAUACAGUACAUGGUAAGAUACUUACAGUCUUUAAAAAUUGAGCUCAUGAUUUUUUUACUACUAGGGGUAAGGAGCCUGGUACUUUAUAUCUAAGCGAAUUAAGUUGCUUUAAGGGAAAUCGAGUUUGUUUGGCCAAAAAGGGAAACUAGAGUUUUAUAGGUAAAUAUGUAUGCGAAAGAAGACACGGACAAAGAACAAAACUUGAAACAGGUUUUAUUUAUUACAAUGUUUGAAAUUUGUUAAUAGGACAUAUUUCUCUGCUUUGCAUCCUUAAAAUCAAAGAAAGAGAUGAUACAAAACACACAUUUUCCGAGCACCAAAUACACUCUAAACGAGAAUUUAUCAUGUGUUAAUUUCAUGCCUUUUCAUUAUAGU
This is a messenger RNA of Dreissena polymorpha, 3923 nucleotides long. Its product is annotated as transient receptor potential cation channel subfamily M member-like 2. Gene Ontology annotation, biological process: calcium ion transmembrane transport. The transcript has 3 exons. Bases 209 to 3013 code for a protein of 934 amino acids. Gene Ontology annotation, molecular function: ligand-gated calcium channel activity. Gene Ontology annotation, cellular component: membrane. The record is from RefSeq and is a predicted model, not a curated record. Lineage: Eukaryota; Metazoa; Mollusca; Bivalvia; Myida; Dreissenidae.